Messenger RNA from Thermothelomyces thermophilus ATCC 42464, 2528 nucleotides. RefSeq lists its product as uncharacterized. Gene Ontology annotation, molecular function: ubiquitin protein ligase activity; zinc ion binding. The record is from RefSeq and is a predicted model, not a curated record. Gene Ontology annotation, cellular component: nucleus. The transcript is spliced from 2 exons. Gene Ontology annotation, biological process: protein ubiquitination; ubiquitin-dependent protein catabolic process. Lineage: Eukaryota; Fungi; Ascomycota; Sordariomycetes; Sordariales; Chaetomiaceae. The coding region runs from base 89 to 2434 and encodes 781 amino acids.
AUCCAUCUUCCUCAUCCAUGUUCACAAAGCCACCAAAACCCCGUACAUCGACCUCGAGCCCAGCGCCAGACGCAGCCCAUGCUUUGCGAUGGCUCAGUUGGUCUCCGACUUCAUCAUCACGCCCGUUCUCAGACAAGCUCGCCGUUUCUCGACCGGGUUCGCCGCCGAUGAUCCCCCUGCCAUUGACGGCCCCGCGAUACGACGCCGCAGAGCACAGUCGACCGGAUACGCCGGUUCUUCCGGGACCGCGAUACGGGAGGCUGACGAGCACGGGAGGAGGCUUCCAACGGGAGAAGCCGGGGUUGGUUUGCUUGACGACGCCGCCGUAACACCCCACCCCAGUCGACAAGACCAAGGCCAUGCCGCCGCCGCUGCCGCCGUUUUUCAGAGUUCAGGAAGCGUAGGAACCAGCGAUGAGAGUUCCGGGGCUGUGCAAGGAGUUUCUGAGUCCGCUGCUGGAUCAAGCCAGCAACCCGACGGCACCGACACUGCCCAGGCAACCACCCAAACUACAUGGUCAUCACUCCCAGAGGGCAGUCGAGCCACUCCGCUGCCCGAGGAUGACGGCAUGGGGGAGCUCCGACGCAGGAUCCAGGCCAUCCAGCUGCUCGAUGUUCCCCAGAAUGUCAAGGCCCAGAUGAUGCAUGGCCUGUUCACGGAAAAGUACACCAAGCGACAGCUGUCGCCCAAAGUCCCCCAUGCUACGAUGCGACCCGUGUCCCGGGCGAGCACGAGCACGCUAGACAACCGAGAAUCAGUGGAACACGGCGGGCCGCUGCAAGUUCUGAAGAAAUGGAAUCCUCUUGGGGACGGGUCCGGCCCACUCAACCUGCCGUUAACUGAGGAGGACCUCACCCCUACCUACGCGCCGGUCAGGCAGCCCGACGACAGUGCCGAGUGGUGGUCAGCGGCCGAGGAGCCCGGGGAAGAGGAGAAGCGCCUCGGCUGCGAACACUAUCGCCGCAACGUCAAGAUGCAGUGCGCCACGUGCGAACGGUGGUACACCUGCCGCCACUGCCACGACGCCGUCGAGGAUCACGCCCUUCCGCGUCAACAAACCAAGCACAUGCUGUGCAUGCUCUGUGGGUGCGCGCAAAAGGUCUCCGAUACGUGCACAAAGUGCGGCCGGCCGGCGGCCUACUACUACUGCGGAAUUUGCAAGCUAUGGAACGACGAUGCCAGCAAGCCCAUCUACCACUGCCCCGACUGCGGGCUGUGCCGGGUCGGCCAGGGGCUGGGCAAGGACUUCUUCCACUGCAAGAAAUGCAUGGCCUGCAUCUCCAUGUCCGAGACCAACCACAAGUGCAUCGAACGGGCCGUCGACUCGAAUUGCCCCAUCUGCAACGAGUACCUCUUCGACUCGCCCAAGUCGGUCACCUUCAUGCAGUGCGGUCACAGCAUCCACCUGCUCUGCCUCGAGGAGCUCAAGAAGACGUCGUACCGGUGCCCGCUGUGCAACAAGUCGUGCGUCAACAUGGAGUAUCGCUUCCGCCAGCUCGACAUGCAUAUUCUCCAGCAGCCCAUGCCGCCCGAGUACGCCGACGCCCGCGCUGUCAUCUCGUGCAAUGACUGCUCCGCCAAGAGCCAGACCGCCUACCACUGGAUCGGCCUCAAGUGUGCCGUGUGCAGCUCGUACAACACCACCCAGCUGCAGCUUCUCAACAUGCCGGGCGGCGAUCACCGGCAUCAGUCUCCCGAACAGCAGCAGCAGCAGCAGCAACAGCAGCAGCAACAGCAACAGCAACAGCAACAGCAACAACAACAACAACCUGUCGCGCUCGACCCGGCAGUUCUGGCAGAGGAGAUCCGCCGACGCAACAGAGCCGCCCGCCGGGCGCAAAAGCGACAGCGCGGGCAAGCAGGGAACAAGAACAACAACAGCGGCGGCGGCGGCGGCGGCGGUAGCACUACCAACAACGGUAUCCCUGGUUUUUCCCUCCUCUCAACGUCGCCUACCUCGUACUCGCGUGCCUUUUUGACCAGGCUGCUGAACCGCGGCGGCGGGACAUCUUCGGAGGCAGAACAGGCAUCGGCGGGUGACGAAAAGACUGCGUCGAACCUUUUACCCGCUGCUGCUGCGGUUGUUCCUGCAUCUGGAUCCAUAUGCAACUCGGGAGGUGAAGACAGAAAAGCACAAGAAGAUGUUGACGAUGUAGAUGACGAGGAUGGGGACGACGAUGAUGACGACGACGACGAGGAGGAUGCGGAGAUGGAUAUGCUCGACCUGUUUGGCCUGCACAGUCGGGACUUUGAUCGGAUGACGGGGCUCACGUCGUCGGCAGCGAGCGCCAUCGGGCUUGACGAUGAUGAUGACGAAGAGGAGGAGACUUCGGAAGAUGAGGACGAGGAGGGCCUGGAAGAAGAAGGGGAGGACGACGAUGAAGACGACGAAGACGACGACGAGGAUGAUAUCCUGCUUCUCGGGCACAGAUAGGACUGGAUCGCUUCUUGGUUCGAGUCGGAGAGCUGAUUUAUGUAUGGCCUCUUCGUCUCGGGGGAGGGUGGCCAGGGGACCGGCUCGGUACGUU